CGUCUGAACGCUGAGGGUCCUGUGCACCGGGGCUGCGCACCCCGGUGUCCCGGGGCCGGGGUCAGCCCCGGCGGUGCCGCACAGCCCGGUACCCGGAGGCGCCGCACAGCCCGGUGCCCCGGGGCUAGUGCGGAUUCCGGUGCCAGUGGUCCUGCGCAUCCUCGUGACCCUGUGGCGGUGACGGUCCCGGUCCUUGGGGCACACGGGUGCCCUGGGGCUGAUGCCGGUCCCAGUCCCAGUGGUGCUGCACAUCCGGAACCCCAGGGCUGGUCCUGGUCCCGGUCCCGGGCGUGCUCUGCAUCCCGGGGCCGAUCAGCUUCCCCUGUACCAGCGGGAAGGAGGUGGGCAGCAGGCGGGGUCCCUGCGGCUCUUGGUGGGGUCAGGACUCGGCCCUCGGGGUCUUUGGAGGCUCCAUCCCCCUCCUCAGCGCAGCUCUCCCUGGCAGGUGACACCGCACAGGGACGGGGCUGGGGACAUCCGAAGCCAGCAGUGAUGUCGGAGAGCGUGGCCGAGGCGCCGGCAGCCGGGAGCCCGGCAGCGCUGGGCGAGACGGGCACCAGCCAUGAGCUGCUGCAGCGCCUGCGGGAGCUGGAGGCAGAGAACUCAGCCCUGGCCCAGGCCAAUGAGAACCAGCGGGAGACGUAUGAACGCUGCCUGGACGAGGUUGCCAACCACGUGGUGCAGGCACUGCUCAACCAGAAGGACCUGCGUGAGGAGUGCAUCAAGCUGAAGAAACGUGUCUUCGAGCUGGAGAGGCAGAACCAGGUGCUGAGCGACCUGUUCCAGCAGAAGCUGCAGCUCUCCACUGGGUCCCUCCCCCAGCUGCCGCUGCACCCGGUGCCAGUACCCCCGGAUGUCCCAGUCACCCCCCAGCCAGGCUCUGCUGAGCAACAGCCCCCCCCGCUGCUCCCUGGCCUCUGUCUGUCCCUGCCCGAGGUGCUGCCACCAGUGCCAUCGGGCAGCCCUGGCCUCAGCCCUGGCGCCCCACCCCUGGAUGCCCUGUCCCCCUUCUUCAAAAAGAAAGCCCAAAUCCUGGAGGUGCUGCGCAAGCUGGAGGAGACAGACCCGCUGCUGGGGCCCCCCCCGGCCUCCCCCGGCUCCCCCGAGCCCUGCGCCCCCCUGGCUUGCCCCCGGGCGCCGGGCGCCGAGGCCAAGGGCAAGGCGGCCGGGCUGGCGAGCUGGUUCGGGCUGCGGCGCAGCAAAUUGCCGGCGCUGAGCCGGCGCGGGGACGGCGGGCGCGGGCGAGAGUGGGCUGGGACCCCCGCGCCCCUUCGCCGAGAGGUCAAGUUGGCCGCCCGCAAGCUGGAGGCCGAGAGUCUCAACAUCUCGAAGCUGAUGGAGAAGGCGGAGGAUCUGCGGAAGGCGCUGCGGGAGGAGCACGCGUUCCUGCAGGGACUGGCGCUGGAGAAGGGGCGUCCCCGUGGGCCCCCGCGAGGCCCCGGCCCCCUGCCCGUCAUGUACCAGGAGGUGACGGCCGAGACCUUCAUGCAGCAGCUGCUGGACAGGGUGGACGGGAAGGACGUCCCCUACGAGACCCGCCUGGAGCACAAGCGGGAGCUUUGUGACCUCCGGAGGGUCCCCCCCGACGCCAAAGAACCGCGGCUCUGCCGCCCGCCCCGCAACGGCAUCGUGGGACACCUGCGGGAGCCCUCGGACAAGGUGCCCGACGUGGGGCUCCGGGAUGAGCUGCCGUCCGACGAGAGCUUGUCCGAGUCGGGGACGGCGCAGCAUUUCGCUGCCUGCGGGUCUCUGACGCGGACACUGGACAGCGGGAUCGGGACCUUCCCUCCCCCCGACUAUGGCGGGGCCCCCGCCAAGAGCACC
Messenger RNA from Ficedula albicollis (Collared flycatcher), 1824 nucleotides. Its product is annotated as nck-associated protein 5-like. The annotation marks the transcript as partial. The record is from RefSeq and is a predicted model, not a curated record. NCBI's taxonomy places the organism in Eukaryota, Metazoa, Chordata, Aves, Passeriformes, Muscicapidae. Gene Ontology annotation, cellular component: microtubule plus-end. Gene Ontology annotation, biological process: microtubule depolymerization; microtubule bundle formation. The transcript has 12 exons.